AUGGAACGCGUCAAAACGGAGAUUCGGGAUGAAGUGACCCAUAAAUGGCAGUAUGAAUGGGACUGCGAACCUAACGGUCGAUGGACACGAAGGCUGAUCAAAGAUUUGACAUCGUGGACGAGCCGGAAGCACGGGACUGUGGACUUCCAUACAACCCAAAUGCUGUCCGGCCACGGGUGCUUUGGGCAAUACCUUUGGAGGUUUAAAAAACUGGAGGACCCAAGGUGCGCUGACUGCGGGGAACCCACAGACGACGCAGAGCACGUGAUGUUCCGGUGCGGCAGAUGGGAGAAGGAUCGCCGCGCAUUAGAGGUGGAAUUGGAGGAAUCGAUAGACCCAGACAACGUCGUAGCCAUUAUGCUCAAGAGAAACACAAACUGGGACGCUGUCAAAGGAUUCAUCAGAAAGGUGCAGUCCAAGAGGGAAGAAGAUGAAAGACUCAGACAGAAUGGAAACCUUUAG
Molecule: messenger RNA, 462 nt
Organism: Macrosiphum euphorbiae (potato aphid)
Lineage: Eukaryota; Metazoa; Arthropoda; Insecta; Hemiptera; Aphididae
Source: the annotation of a GenBank genome assembly